CAAUAUUGCACCAAUUCAAAGGAGGUAAGAGUCUGGGACUACUUUAAAGUCAUCCUUUGUGCGUAGGUUCCCCGUCAGAUGCAGACAGCUCACCCUUGUCUAUUCAAAGGAGGCGGGGUCCAGUUGCACUGACUGAGUGUUUCAGGGUAUCUGAGAAGCAGAUAUGCCCUUUUAAAAAGUUUGAGGACGCUCUCAGGAGAAGCCACUUCGGACUUUUACGCAUCGAGCGUCCAUGGAUGGAAAGGGGACCGAGACGGCACCGACGGGAGCCAACAUGAGCAAUAGAUCCUUCCCUAUCUCUGACCCGAUAUGUCAAACGGAGGAGGCUCCUUUCGCCAUGGUUGUCAUCCGCAGGUUUGGUGUCUUUGACUACAUCCUGUACGGCAUCUUGACCUUCAUGGCAACAGUUUCUUUGCUGGUCUUCUUAGAGGAAUGUAUCUACAUCUAUAAGAAAGUACCUGCCAAUAAGAAGAGUCUCAUCGUCUGGGUGAAUGGAGCAGCACCGGCGAUUGGCACCAUGUCAUGUCUGGGGAUGUGGUUCCCCAGAUCUACCAUGUUUACUGAUAUGUUCUCCAGCUGUUACUUUGCCAUCGUGGUGUUCAAGUUCCUGAUCCUGAUGGUGGAAGAGGUGGGUGGCGACGAGGCGUUUCUGAAGCGUGCAGGAAAAUAUAAACUGAAGAUCAGCACGGGGCCUUGUUGCUGCUGCUGCUGUUGCCUGCCAGACGUGGCCAUCACACGACGCUCUCUCUUCUUGCUCAAACUUGGCUCCUUCCAGUUUGCCGUCCUGAAGACUGCCUUCACCAUCUUUUCCAUUGUUCUCUACACCCACGGCAACUAUGAUAUAAAGAAAAUAAGCGCUGAUGGAGAUGCAAUAUGGAUCAACAGUUUUGUAGGCGUCUUGACAAUCACAGGUUUGUGGCCUGUUGGCAUCACAUUCAUACACCUGAAGAACACCCUGCGAACAAUAAAGAUCAUCCCGAAAUACGCCAUGUAUCAGCUGCUCCUGAUUCUUACCCAGCUGCAGACAGCUAUUAUCAACAUCUUGGGCUCAAAUGGCACCAUCGCCUGCUCUCCACCUUUCCCCUCGUCGAUCAGAGGAUACAUGAUGAGCCAGCAGCUGCUGAUCAUGGAGAUGUUCAUCAUAACGAUGGUAACACGGCUGCUCUAUCGACGACAGUACGAUCCUUUACCUGAAGAGCAGGAUGCCAAUGAAAACACCAGGAUGACUGACUUAACACAGUCUCCAUGAGAACUAAAUUGUGUUAAUGUGUGUAUGUAUGUGUGUGUGUUUGUAUGUUUGAUUCAUAUUUUCUUUCAAGUAUUUGAUUAAGACAUUGCAUAUAUUCAAAAUAACAAAUAUGAGUUAUAUGUAAAUGGGUCGUGUGGCUGCUCAUUAAGCUUACUGGCUGCGAGUCCGCUACACAGUUUUGAUUGACAGGAUACUCAGGUCAUGUACAGGCAUGUGAAAUUAAUAAGAACAUCCCGUGGAAAUGGACUGACUCUCUUUGAAAGUCUGCAUUUUUUUCAAAGAAAGUAAGUGGGAAUAAAAAACAAAACAGUUGGAGGAACAUUUUGCAGAGUAUCAGGUUAACUGGCAACAGAUCAGUAACAUCACUGGGAAUAAAAAGAGCAUCUUAGAGAGGCAGAGUUUCUCAGAAGUAAAAAUUGGCAGAGGUUCACCAAUCUGCAAAAAAAUCAAAAAUCAGAAUAAUGUUCCUUAAUGUAAAAUUGCAAAGACUUUCAAUAUCUCAUUAUCUACAGUGCCUAAUGUCAUCCAAUAAUUUAGAGAACCUGGAGAAAUCUCCAUGCACAAGUGACAAGGCCAAAAAUCAAUAUGGAUGCAUGUGAUCUUCAGGUCUUAAAAUGACACUGCAUUAAAAACAGGUGUCAUUCCAUCAUGGAAAUCACUGCACAGGCUCAGGAACACUUCCAGAAAUCACUGUCUGUGAAUACAGUUCACUGUACUGUACACAAAAACAGAUACUUAUUGCACUGGCAAUAGCUUGAAGAGUUAAAAUACAGCUUUACUGAAGACUCAGACAUUGGACUUGUUUUGUCCUAGAGCUCUCAGUGCUACAUUUGACACCACAUUCUCACAUUUUCGAGGUCGCCUGAUCUUUUUUGUGUAAUAACGCUUGUAUACACA
Oreochromis aureus is the source of this 2146-nucleotide messenger RNA. It is a transcript of the gene slc51a, whose product is annotated as solute carrier family 51 subunit alpha. The coding region runs from base 233 to 1249 and encodes 338 amino acids. Gene Ontology annotation, molecular function: transporter activity. Gene Ontology annotation, biological process: transport. The record is from RefSeq and is a predicted model, not a curated record. The transcript has 8 exons. Lineage: Eukaryota; Metazoa; Chordata; Actinopteri; Cichliformes; Cichlidae.